Nilaparvata lugens (brown planthopper) is the source of this 3861-nucleotide messenger RNA. RefSeq names its product sodium-coupled monocarboxylate transporter 1. The record is from RefSeq and is a predicted model, not a curated record. The transcript is spliced from 14 exons. Gene Ontology annotation, molecular function: symporter activity. Bases 260 to 2191 code for a protein of 643 amino acids. NCBI's taxonomy places the organism in Eukaryota, Metazoa, Arthropoda, Insecta, Hemiptera, Delphacidae. Gene Ontology annotation, biological process: sodium ion transport; transmembrane transport. Gene Ontology annotation, cellular component: membrane.
GACACAUGUGGUGACGACAGCAGUUAGCACUCUCAGCGGCCAGCAAUCAGCAACCAUCAGGCAGUCAGUAGUUGUCGUGUGCCCAAGUCGGAGACAGUGGAGGCUGGAGGCUGCUCAACACAUCUCAGUGCUCAACUCAAAACGUCUUGGCAAAACCUGCUGCUCUAUCCGUGGAUGCAUCCGACGGCCUCCAUUCGCAGAGAAGAAGAAAAGCUGGAGGUAGCCAGAGAGCUUGACUGUCCUGCGAGAGUAACCCACCAUGCUCAGCCGAACUUCCGCGCGCUCCAUCGUGACCUGGGUCUGGCUGUGGGUUUGCCAACUGGCGGCAACCUCGGCAUCCCCAGAGCAUCCCUCGGCCACAACGUGUGAGCCUCUCGGUGUCUCAGACAACAGGUUUCACUGGAUUGAUUAUUCGGUGGUUGUUGCAAUGCUAGUCGUAUCAUGUGGAAUUGGAACAUUCUACGGAUUUUUCGGGAAAAAAUUGGAAACGUCUGCUGAUUUUCUGUUGGGAGGCAGCUCUAUGGGUACUAUUCCCAUGGCCAUGUCUUUGGCUGCUGGAUACAUUACAGCAAUCGAACUGCUGGGGAACCCGGCGGAGAUGUACGUUUAUGGAGCGCAGUUUUGGCUGACGUUUGUCUCUUACAUGAUUGUUGUGCCGAUCACGUCCUACCUCUACUUGCCAGUGUUCCGUAAAGUGCAGAUAACAUCUGCAUACGAGUAUCUGGAGAUGAGAUUCAACAAGUACGCGAGAGUGAUAGCGGCAGCAAUGUAUGUGUUUCAAAUGAUCCUGUACACGUCAGUGGCCGUCUAUGCGCCGGCUCUGGCCCUCAGUCACGUGACCGGUCUCAAUGUCUAUAUAGCUGUCAGCUUGGUCUACAUUGUCUGCGUGUUUUAUGCCUCUCAGGGAGGUAUGAAAGCAGUUAUAAUGGCAGAUACGUUCCAAGCAGUGGUUUUGGUAGCAUCAAUUGUGAUAAUAGUUGUAUUUGGAAAUAACUUAGUUGGAGGAUUCUCAAAGAUAUUCCAACAAAACGUGGAGUCAAACAGGAUUGAACUCAUGGUAAUGGAUCCGGACCCAAGAGUUAGACACAGUGUGUGGUCAGUUGUGAUUGGAGGCACUUUCUAUUGGGCCACCAUGUACUGUGCCAACCAAGCCUCUAUUCAGAAGUAUAUGACGGUGGAAACAUUGGAUCAGGCUAGAAGGGCAUUAUGGGUUAGCAGCAUAAGCCUGGCAGUUAUUUUGAGCAUCAACUUCUACACUGGCAUGAUUAUGUAUGCAGAGUACAGUGGUUGUGACCCCAUAUCUAGUGGUGUAAUUUCCGCUUCAGAUCAACUACUCCCUCUAUAUGUGAUGUCAUCUCUUGGCAGCUAUAGAGGAGUUCCAGGACUUUUCGUUGCGGGAAUAUUUGCUGCUUCCCUUGGAACUGUCGCUUCAGCACUGAAUUCACUAGCGGCUGUCACCAUAAAAGACUUUUUCGGUUGUCUGUUUGGGUUCAAAAUCCCAGAUAAUAAAGGAUCUUUGUACUCAAAGUGGAUUUCAGUGUUUUAUGGAAUACUAAGUUUUGCGCUUGUGUUUGUUGUUGAGCAUCUUGGAAGUGUUCUGCAGGUAGCUCUCAGUUUCAACGGUAUGGUUGGAGGAGUAACUUUAGGAAUGUUCUCCUUAGGAAUGUUCAUUCCAUGGGCAAAUUCAAAGGGAGUUCUAACUGGAGCAACAGUAGCCAUUUGUCUGGUGCUGUGGAUAUCGUUCGGGGCUCAGCUAGCCAUUGCAAAUGGAUUCCAAACGGCCGACCCGAAGCUGGUCUCAGUGGCUGAAUGUGCUUGCAACUUGACCGAUCAAAUAUACGAAGCUGAUAUCCAUGAAGUUCCUGAGAUCUACAAGAUCAGUUAUCUGUGGUACUCGGUUAUCGGGUUCUGCGUGACAAUAGUGGUUGGAUUCGUCACCAGUCUAUUGACAGGCGUCGAGGAUCCUUGUCGAGUCCACCCUGAUCUGAUUUCCCCUCCCAUCGCUCACCUCCUCCGGAACCUACCACACAGCAUCAAGGAGAAACUCAGUCUACCUAUUGAGUCCAAAUCGGAGAGGAAAAGUCAAGAUCUGAAGAAAUGUCAAAAGCCUGAAAUGAAGGGAAUCGAUAAUCCUGCCAUCACAUUGGAGAGUGAACUGCCAGCUCCAGUUAAUCCAGCCAUUAUCCGAUGAAGCAGCUGUAAUUAUAAUCCUUUGAGAUAUGAUCGUCCUUCUAAAUGUUGAAUAAUAUGUGUCAAUAAUUAUCUUCAUUUCUCAUUGCAUUGAUUUACUUAGUAUUAUUAUUGGUAGUAGUAUGUAACUAUUAGAAUAGGUGAACAACAAUGAAUAAAUGCAUGUGAAUAGGAUAAGGGUGAAUCAUGGAUUCAGUGAUUAAUACAAUAAUAAUGAAUUAUAUUAUUUAGAGAAACCAUUCUAAAAAUGUGAUAAAUAAAGAGUAUAAGAAAUUAGAUGUGUUUAUUAAAAUAGAAUAUACUAAUCCGUAUUUAGCUAUCCAGUAUUGUGGAAACUUUAAAAAUGACAAUAACUUAUGAAAAUCUGUAAUACCAUAGCUAUCUCUCAUUGGAGUAAAAUAUGGUAAUACUCAUAACAUAGAAUUAUAGUACCCUUUGAAAUUGAUAAAAUAAUAGAUUAAGAAUGCAAAUUAUAACAACAAGUUUCAGUGUUCAGUGUUUCAGGUUUUUAAAAACCUGACGAUAGUGUGAACACUGAUACUAGUUGUUAUAAUUUGUUCUUAAUCUAUUAUUUUAUUAAUUCCAAAUGGUAAUAUAAUUAUAUUUUAUAAAUAAAAGAAAGUAGCCCUGAAUUAAAAUAUUUUAAGAUGGUUUACUCAAUGUAUUUCAAAUAUAGUGAGUUGUGUUGAAAUAUGUAUUAUUGUCUGGAGUUGGCUACCUUUCUUAUUUGAACUUUAAACUUGCAAGCACUAAACUUCAAUUCAUACAAAUGUAAUUCUCAAUCAUGAACAGCAACUACUAUCUCAAUGAUGUGCUUGAUACACCCAUGAAUAAUAUUAUUUUGUAGUAAAUAAGUGAUAAAUGCCCACCUACAGUAUUUAUUCCACUCAAUUACGAAAAUACACAAGAAUAAGUUCUCUUAAGGACAGUUAGAGAAAUAUUUCACUUAAAAAUUAGAGUUUCACGUGAAAAUUUAUGAAUUACAGUAGACCUACCUACUAGAUAUUCUUGCAUUCUAAAAUGUCUUGUAUAACUUAGCUUCAUUAUGGCUAAACUUGAAGAAUUUCCGUUGGGAUCGAAAAUAAUACGCUCACAAAAUAACUUAACUUUGGUUUAAUUAAAAUUUAAUUGUAUGUUCAUCAGUAUUUGCUAUAUUUUCUUUAUAUUGAUAGAAUUAGAAAUAUGAUAUUAAUAGAUUUAGUAAUUGUUUUCUAUGUUUUAGCAACUAUUUGAGUUUGAAAUAAUAUUAGUUUAUAGUAUGAAUGUUUCUUGUAGUAAGCUGUUAUUAGUCUGUAGCUGCUUUCUUGGUCUUGAAUAUGUGUAGCUUUUCCAUUCAACCGCUUAAAGUAUGUCAUAAAAUCAUUCCAGUCAUUUUUGCCAAGUUUCGUUUGUUUGGAAAUAUUGCAUUUUCAAAUUCAACCAAUUCAUAUCAUUAUAACUUUCUAGUUUGCUAUUGUUUUAUUGACUUUUCAGCUUCCAUUAUAGUAUUUUAUCGUAUUAGAGUGAAUAAGUAGAUUAUGAACGGUAAAUACCGUAACUUGUGAUUUGAGCUACAAUAUUGAUGUAUCAUUGUUUUCUCUUGGAUGUCCAACUACAUGAAAAUUGUGGUAUUAUUGUGAGACAAUUAUUUAGCCAAAGAUUAAAAUAUAAAUAUUUUAGUGAGAAAUUCUA